Micropterus dolomieu (smallmouth bass) is the source of this 6300-nucleotide messenger RNA. RefSeq names its product marker of proliferation Ki-67 (gene mki67). Gene Ontology annotation, biological process: regulation of mitotic nuclear division; regulation of chromosome segregation. NCBI's taxonomy places the organism in Eukaryota, Metazoa, Chordata, Actinopteri, Centrarchiformes, Centrarchidae. The transcript has 17 exons. Gene Ontology annotation, cellular component: chromosome; nucleus. The coding region runs from base 230 to 6052 and encodes 1940 amino acids. The record is from RefSeq and is a predicted model, not a curated record. Gene Ontology annotation, molecular function: protein binding.
AAGUGACGGCUGUUCGAGGCAGCUUACGUUAGGCAUUCGUAGAUGUACAUUGUAAGGUACGGUAGGACAUCAGUUGUAUGUCCAGUCUGAUAUGAUAUUGUAGUAAAUAAUUCCUCUUCGCAACAUCGCGGUCGAUGUUUAUGGAUUGCCAGAAAUUGACGCGUCAUUGAACGGACUUCCAGGUGAGGCUACAACGCUUAACAGUUAACAUUAAGGUAACGUUACGAAAAUGCCACUGCAUGGGAAAAUAGUCGUGAUUAAGAGGACUGGAGGAGAUGGGACUGAGUUUCCUCUUACUGCAACGUGCUUAUUUGGAAGGAAGCCUGACUGCGAUAUUCGUAUUCAGCUUCCUCAAGUCUCCAAGGAGCAUUGCAGAAUUGACUUGAAUGAAAAUAAAGAGGUCAUUUUGACAAAUUUGAGCUCAGUGAAUCCAACUCGUGUCAAUGGAAAGCCUAUGCAGCAGUCUGAGCGUUUGAAGCAUGGAGAUGUGAUAACUGUAAUUGACCGUUCUUUCAGGUUUGAGUACCCACCAGCACCCACACCAAAGAAGAGGUCUUCAAUAGGAGGCAAAACUGAAACCUUCAAAGUUCUUCAAGAUCAGCAAGUGGGGGACACAUUCGCUGUUGAAAAAGGAGACAAGAGGGUCUCUGAAGUGUCCACAGACCCUCAUCUGAAAGAUGGAACUAACCAUGACAACAUCCAGCGAUCGCUGGAGAAAACUAUGGUGGAGUCAAAGGAGGAUGAUGGCCUGCUGCAAGGCAAGACCACCUCCCCCUUCAAGGAUCUGUAUCAAAUGAUCAAAAAAUCUCUGGAUGUCAAGACCCCUCGGAAAUCUUCUGCCAGUCUGCUCCAAACGCCUUCUUCAAGGUUUUGCACACCAAAACCUUGUUCCAUCAGGAAAAAUGAUGGAAGCCCUGUCCUUUCCACAGAAGACAAGAGCACUCCUAAGAAGAAUGAAACUAAAGGGGAGAAUGAAAAAAUAAGUAAUGGGACCCCAAAGUCUGUAAAGAAACAGAGGAGGUCCUUCCAUGCUCCCUCUACUGAGAUGGCCGGACCAGAAGCUGAAAAUACAGCUUCACCUCAGAAGAGAAACCGUGCAUCCCCCCAGAGGUUUACUGUGUGUGAGGUUAUUGAGCAAGUUUCCGCUCAAACGCCAAAGUCGCCUAUGAGAAGGAGAAGCAAGGAGGUCACACCAGCCAAACUGGUGACUAAGGAGCAAGAAGAGCAAGCGGUGACUUCUCCCAAAAUACUUCAGGCAUCACCAAGGAACUCAGAGAAAACUGAACAAGUGAAAGAGACGUCUAAAAAACGCAAAAGCGGAGAACUUGCGGCUGACUUACCCGCACCACAAAUGAAGAGGAAACGGGUUUCCUUUGGAGGUCAACUGAGUCCUGAGUUAUUUGACAAACGACUGCCUCCUGACUCUCCAUUGCGCAAGGGUGCUGCUCCGCGGAGAAGCUUGUGUCUGUCUAAACCCAACCAGUCACUCCUCAGACGAGCAUCGGUCAUUGGCAUGAUAAAGGAGUUUGAACAAGAGCAUCCAGAUAGCCCAAAGGUUCGAAGAACACCUACAAAGAAGUCGCCAAAAUCCAGGACCCCUUCUCCCAAGGCAGCAACUCCUGCAAAGAAGUCGCCAAAAUCCAGGACCCCUUCUCCCAAGGCAGCAACUCCUGCAAAGAAGUCGCCAAAAUCCAGGACCCCUUCUCCCAAGGCAGCAACUCCUGCAAAGAAGUCGCCAAAAUCCAGGACCCCUUCUCCCAAGGCAGCAACUCCUGCAAAGAAGUCGCCAAAAUCCAGGACCCCUUCUCCCAAGGCAGCAACUCCUGCAAAGAAGUCGCCAAAAUCCAGGACCCCUUCUCCCAAGGCAGCAACUCCUGCAAAGAGGUCGCCAAAAUCCAGUAGUCCAUCACCUGCAAGGGGAAGGUCCCCCUCCAGGAACAAAGUGGAAACUCCUACGGCCAACGAACAGCCUAAGAAUCAACGCAAGUCGGUAACUCCAGGAUUCCAGACCCCCUCAGUACAAGGGCGCUUCUCUGUGUCACGCAUCAGCACACCAUCUCCAGCUGCAGAAAACGCUGUUUCUGCCCAGGUGCCUUUAGUCUCUGUAACUCCUAAAAUACCCCUGAGGAGGAAGAGCGCCUCAGGGAAGACUCCAAGUAUGGCAAAGAGCGCUGUGAAAGUAAUGCGCAGAAGAAGUGGCAUUUCACGGGCAUCUAUGAAACUGUGGGCAGAUGUUGUGAAAUUUGGGCAACCCAAGGCUCAAGUGGCUGCUCCAGCUAAAAAAACGGUCCCCAAAAAGACAACAAAAAAGGCUGCGUCCAAACCACAGACCCCUGCAAGAGAACUCAAAGGCCAUGUCAGCACUGGGCAUGCAAAUUCACCUGUUACCAUUGUUUUGAGCAGAGCUCACUAUCAAAAGUUUGUAAAUCCAACUGGUGCUGCACCAAGACUGGUCGCCAAUACUGCUCUCCUUAAAAAAAACAUGAAAAUGGACGAGGACCUGACUGGAGUUUCUGAAAUGUUUAAAACUCCUCUAAAUGAGAGGAAGAGGAGGUCUGUAAUCAACGAGACCAGUGCUGUUAAGACACCAGCAGAAGGCCUGGGCACAUCUGUGGUAGAACCAUCAGUGUUGAACACACCAGAAGGACCAGGCGAAAUGAUGGUGUCCCCACUGAGUGUUUCAUCUAUGGUAAAAGACAAAAGCUACAACAGUGAGGCAGUCCAACGCCUCCUGAAUGAAGAUCCAGAGUCUAGCUUAGUCAGCGAUGUCCCUGCCUUGGAGAUUCACUCUGAUUCUGGUGAACAGCAGUGCGCAGAUUUGAAGACACACUCUGUAACAACUCCCAAACAGAAGCCAGAAUUACCGGAGUGUCUCACUGGCGUGAAGAGGAUCAUGAAGACACCAAGACAGAAAGCUGAGCCUAUUGAGGACCUGAGAGGGAGACUUCUGAGAACUCCUAAGCAGAAACCUGAACAGCAGGAGUGCCUCACCGGAGUAAAGAGGAUCAUGAAAACCCCACAACAGGAAGUUGCGCCUCUCAAAGACCUUCAAGCAAAACUUCUGGAAACUCCUAAAGCUCUAAAGGCUGAUGCAGGUUUGGAUGAUAAAGAACUUGAAGAGACACCAGCACACGUGCAAGAAUCUGAAGACCAAUCGGAAAUGACAGAAAUGAAAACUCCAAAUGUGAAGAGCUCCCCAUUGGUAUGUCUCACAGGUAUCAAGAGAAUAAUGAAGACGCCCAAGGAGAGAAGUGCUCCAGUUGAAGAUAUGGUUGGCAUAAAGAGCCUCAUGAAAACUCCCAGAGAUAAGAGUGAACAGGUUGUGGAGAACUUAAGUAUCAAGAGACUCGCAAAAUCGCCAAGGCUGAGCAGUAAUGCGCCAGUGGAAGUCUUGGAGGGAGUUCAAGAGCUUGUGGAGGAGCCACUGACUGAUCACACAGGAGUGGACACAAAUGAGGUGGCAGAUCAAAGCCCUCUGGAUUGUGGUGAAGACAUUGCAAAAGAGCUAGACUUUGCCCAGGAGGAGCCUCGAGACAAUGUGCAAUCAGAUGUGAUCAAUGAUGUGCUCCAAAUUCACACGACAAAGGAAGCAGAUGCAAAUGAAGUUGUCGAUCAUUUGGAGGAGGUGCCAAGUGAACAUGAUGAUGAAGACGCAUCAGAUACCAUGGAAACCGUUUCUCAAGCAGCUAUAGAUGAGAAUUUACCUGUUGACGCAGCAGAUGAGCAUGUAUCUGAAGAACAACCUGAAGUGGAGACUGCCACAGAUUCUGACCAUGAGAAGAAACCUGUUCGUGGCAGAAGAGCAAAAACAGAAUCUAAAGCAGCUGAGGAUAAACCGGAGGCAACAGAACAUUGUGAAGAUCCCAUCACCCCUGCUCCAGUCAGAGGAAGAAAAGGGAAGAAAACUGAAGCUACUGCACCGCCUGCUGUUAAACAAACAACAAGAAGCAGGAAUGCAAAGACCACUGAAAGCAGGGAUGUUGAGAUUGCAAUGGAGAAAAGCGAGUCUCUGCCUUCCAAAGUUGCCCCUAAGCCUAAACGAGGAAGAAAUGCCAAAAAGUUUUCUUCUGCUCAAGCUGAAAUGGUGCCAGUGCCUGAGAGUGAGCAGAGCCCCCGAGUUGAUGUCAACCACGAGGCAAAUGACACUGCAACAGCUCUGGAGAAGGCUGUAUUGAAGCCUAAGCGGGGCAGAAAAGCUGAAAAAUCUGUGCCAGAGCAGCAAGAUGUGCCCCAAGCUGACAUGGCAAAAGAAGCAGGAGCAACUGAAGUCUGCGGUGACGAGCUGGAGGUGUUGCGCAGUGGACAGGAUGAAAAUAAAUCAUCAGAUGCAAUGGAAAUCUUUCACCAGGCACCUGUAACUGAGAGUUUACCUGAAGUGAAGACCGCAACUUGUGAAGUCACAGAAAUGGAGGCAGCUGUCGUUCAGAAAAAAUCUGGUCGAGGCAGGAGACCGAAACUGGUGGAAUCUAAAGCAGCUGAGGAUAAACCGGUGGCAACAGAACAUUGUGAAGAUCCUGUCGUCCCUGCUCCUGUCAGAGGAAGAAGAGGGAAGAAAAUUGAAGCUACUGCACUGCCUGCUGUUAGACAAACAACAAGAAGCAGGAAUGCAAAGUCUCAAGAGAACACCUCUGAUGAUCAACCUGAAAUGGUACCACAGAAAGUUGUGGAGCCACUGGUGGCUGAGGUUUCCACUGAAGCUGUGAGUGACCAGACUUCUUCACUAAAUACCCAUCAGGAAGAAAAGGAUCCUGCACUGCCCGCAGAAGCUGUUGUGAAGCCCAUUAGAGGGAGAAAAACUAAACAAGCACCUGUUGAGCCACCUCAGUCAGAGCAAAAUGAAGUUGUUAGUGACGAGCCUGCAGACGCUCAAGCUCAAAAGUCCAUUCCUGCUGUUGGAAAACCCAGAAGAGGGAGAAAGCCAAAAACUGAUACUGUUGAACAAAAUGAGGUGGCAGAGGACCCUGUUCUCAUUGUGGAGACCAAGCAGCAGGCUCAGCCUCUGCUCAGGGCUAAGAGGGGAAGAAAUGCCAAAGAGGAAGAGCUAGAGAAAGAUGUCCAGACUAUUUCAGUUGAGACUGCUAAACCACAAGAGCCGGUUAAAAAAUUAAGGAGAACCAGGAAGGCGGAGCAAGACCAUGUAGAACCAAGAGAAGAAGUCCAACCCGUUGUCCCAGAGGAGGCUGAGGCUCCACUUGUUGCCGAGCCAGUGAAGAUGAAUGAACAGGCAACUGUGGCUGCAAAACCAAGGAGAGGAGGGCGAAAAGCAAAACAGGACACACAAGAGUGUGAAACCCCUGUUGAAUCUGCUGAGGUCCAAGAAGUUCCUAUCGUCAGCUCCACAGGCAAACCCAAACGUGGCAGGAGAGGAAAACAAGUUACUGAAGAGAUCACUGCUGUAGCACCAGAGGAACAACCUGACCAUGAGCUUCAGGCUGAAGAGGAGAAAAUUGCUGAGCCAGAGGCUUCAACCAUUAAACAUGGCAGGGCAAGGGGGCUUAAAACAUUGGUGAAAAAUGAGCUUCCACAAGCCAUUCCGGCCAAGAGAGCCCGUCGAGGUGCAGCUGCUCCCCUUAAGGACACCAAUGCAGAAUCGACAGUCCUGGUUUCAGAGUCUGCGCCAUCUUCAGUACAGCCAGCUAAAAGGGGGAGACGUGCAGCAGCAAAGCCCACAACAGAUGAUGCUGGUGACCAGGCAAAUCCCACUGAAGACGUAAGCAGUGCUGUGGUGGAAGACACAAAAAUGUCCAAUAGAUGUGUCAAGUGGAAAGCAGAUUUGGAAGUGUUUGAGAUUCCACAAUUAACACCUGUAAAGGCGGUCCGAGGCAGGAAGUCAAAACUUGGAGACAAGGUUGACACUGAAAGCAAAAAUCUCUCUAAGGAUGCCAACAAAACUGAAGAGAAGGAUCUCUCAGAUGAAGUUGUCGAAGCUCAGCCCAUCAAGAGAGCCAGGCGCGUGGCAAAGGUUGCUGACAAAGAGUUCACAAGCAAGGUGAAAAGUGUUGAGGCUGAGGCACAGCCAAAAACCCGAAGAGGAAGAGCAGCAAAGAAAUAAAUGCAUUUGUAUAUAUCCUUAAUCAUAAUGACUUUUUCCCUUUAAAAUCUUUGUCAUUUUUUUUUAAGAUUGUAUGGCAUUUUAGAAAGUAGUUUUAUAAAAACGAAGCAGUGCUUUUUUUUCUCCAAUACAGCAGGGAAUCUUGUUUAAACCCUUUUAUGUCGUGACAAGUUGUAUGUUCAUUACAUUGCGAAUAUUUUUAUGGUGAAAAAAGUGGUUAUUAAAUUUUUGUACAAUGGGGGAAAAAA